This is a messenger RNA of Monopterus albus (swamp eel), 1098 nucleotides long. RefSeq names its product septin-7-like. Lineage: Eukaryota; Metazoa; Chordata; Actinopteri; Synbranchiformes; Synbranchidae. The coding region runs from base 1 to 1098 and encodes 365 amino acids. Gene Ontology annotation, molecular function: GTP binding. The transcript has 10 exons. The record is from RefSeq and is a predicted model, not a curated record. Gene Ontology annotation, cellular component: septin complex.
AUGGCAAGGAGACCCUCCAACCUGAAAGAGUUGGAGCUCAUCGCUAAAGAUGAAUGGGCAAAAAUACCAGUGGAGAUGUGCAAAAAGCUGGUGGAACAGUCAAAGGUUCUGGUAAAGGAAGGAGGAGUGCAGCUUCUGCUCACUAUAGUUGACACCCCCGGCUUUGGUGAUGCUGUUGAUAACAGUAACUGCUGGCAGUCGGUCACAGAUUACAUCGACAGUAAAUUUGAGGAUUACCUCAAUGCAGAGUCGCGGGUCAACAGACGACAGAUGCCAGACAACAGAGUGCAGUGCUGCCUGUAUUUCAUUGCCCCGUCUGGACAUGGACUAAAGCCGCUUGAUAUUGAAUUUAUGAAAUGGUUACAUGAAAAAGUAAAUAUCAUUCCUCUCAUCGCCAAAGCAGACACAAUGACUCCUGAGGAGUGUCAGCAGUUCAAGAAACAGAUCAUGAAAGAAAUCCAGGAGCACAAAAUCAAAAUCUAUGAAUUCCCAGAGACAGACGACGAGGAGGAGAUGAGGAUGGUCAGGAAAAUCAAGGAUCAUUUACCCUUGGCUGUAGUUGGCAGUAACACUAUCAUCGAGGUCAAUGGAAAGCGAGUGCGUGGGAGGCAGUACCCUUGGGGUGUGGCUGAAGUGGAAAACGGAGAGCACUGUGACUUCACAAUUCUCCGGAACAUGCUGAUCAGGACCCACAUGCAGGACCUGAAAGAUGUAACAAAUAAUGUUCACUAUGAAAAUUACCGCAGCAAGAAACUAGCUGCAGUCACCUACAGUGGUGUGGAGAACAAUAAGAACAAGGGACAGCUUACCAAGAGUCCGCUAGCCCAAAUGGAGGAGGAGCGACGGGAGCACGAGGCCAAGAUGAAAAAGAUGGAACAAGAAAUGGAGCAAGUGUUUGAGAUGAAGGUGAAAGAAAAGCUCCAAAAGCUCAGAGACUCUGAGGCUGAGCUCCAGAGGCGUCAUGAGCAAAUGAAAAAGAACCUCGAGGCCCAGCACAAAGAAUUGGAAGAGAAGCGCCGCCAGCACGAGGAGGAAAAGGCCAGCUGGGAGGCCCAGCAGAGGAUUCUGGAACAGCAGAAACUAGAUGCCUCCAGGUAA